Archocentrus centrarchus (flier cichlid) is the source of this 2979-nucleotide messenger RNA. It is a transcript of the gene kif6, whose product is annotated as kinesin family member 6. Gene Ontology annotation, biological process: microtubule-based movement. NCBI's taxonomy places the organism in Eukaryota, Metazoa, Chordata, Actinopteri, Cichliformes, Cichlidae. The coding region runs from base 101 to 2596 and encodes 831 amino acids. Gene Ontology annotation, molecular function: microtubule motor activity; microtubule binding; ATP binding. The record is from RefSeq and is a predicted model, not a curated record. The transcript has 24 exons.
GCCUAGCAACCAGCUACAACAAAACUGCCAGCGCGACAGUGAUGCUAAUGCGAGCUACUUGGCUGUAAGGAAAACAAACCAGUUUAGCUUCAUUUUAACAAUGGUGAAAGAGACGAUUCAGAUAUUUGCCCGCAUUAAACCUACAAAGAAAACUGUGGCGGUGUAUUCUGUGGACAAUGAGAACCAGACAGGUGCCUCUCUGGAGUUUUUCGUGCCCAAAGACCUGGCUGAUGGCUUUGUUAACAACAAGAGGGAAUGCUACAAGUUCAGGUUCCAGAAAGUGUUUGAUCAGGUCAUCAAACAAGAAGAAAUAUUUGAAAACAUCGCCAAACCAGUUGCAGACAGUGUGUUGGCUGGCUAUAAUGGCACCAUAUUUGCAUAUGGCCAGACGGGCAGCGGGAAGACCUUUACCAUCACAGGAGGGGCUGAGAGGUACAGUGAUCGUGGGAUUAUUCCUCGCACCCUUUCCUACCUGUAUGAACGCUUCAGCCAGGACAGCAGCAUGGUUUAUACCACACACAUCUCCUACCUGGAGAUCUACAAUGAGAUGGGAUAUGAUCUUCUGGAUUCCCGACAUGAAGCAUCUCGCCUGGAGGAUCUACCAAAAGUAAUGAUCAUGGAGGAUCAAGACCAAAACAUCCAUCUAAGGAACCUGUCUCUGCAGCAGUCAGUGAGUGAGGAGGAGGCUCUGAAUCUACUCUUCCUGGGAGACACCAAUCGUAUGAUUGCAGAAACUCCCAUGAACCAGGCGUCCACUCGUUCCCACUGUAUAUUUACUGUGCACCUAUGCAGGCGUGAGCCCGGUUCAGCCACCCUGCAGCGAUCUAAGCUCCACCUGGUGGAUCUGGCAGGAUCGGACAGAGUUAGCAAGACUGGUUUAAAUGGGCAGCUGCUCACUGAUGCAAAGUAUAUCAACCUCUCCCUCCACUACCUGGAACAGGUGAUCAUAGCACUGUCAGAGAAGAAUCGUUCUCAUAUUCCCUACAGAAACUCCAUGUUAACGUCUGUGCUGAGGGAUAGCCUUGGGGGCAACUGCAUGACCACCAUGAUCGCCACUAUGGCGGUCGAGAAAAGGAAUCUUGAGGAGUCCAUUUCGACAUGUCGCUUUGCUCAGCGUGUGGCUCUCAUCAAGAAUGAGGCAAUAUUGAACGAAGAACUGGAUCCUGCACUGCUGAUAGCACAGUUGAAAAGGGAGAUCCUUUCACUGAAGGAGGAGCUGGCCAUUGUGACUGGAGAGCAGAGAGAUGACCAACUAACUCCAGAGGAGAUCCAGAAGCUGGAAGAGCUCAUCGGUGCUUUUCUGGAUGAUCCUGAUCCAGAUGCCACGCUGUCAUUUGGGCCAGAUAUGAGAAAGAUCAAGUACUGUUUCUCCCUGCUGAAGUUAAUGAUUUGGGACAAAAGAGGAAGAAAAAACAGACGUGGUGAUGACAAAGAAAUACCAGCAGCAACAGUGAAGGAAGAAGAAAUUCAACACAGCCACCACGGUGCAGGAGAAGUGGUCAAAUUAAAGGAGAUGCUUCAGCAGCGUGAUAACGAGAUUAGCAUCCUAGUUAAGAUGUUGAAGAAGGAGAAAAAAAGAGCCCAGGAUGCUGCUGCUCAGUUUGCUAACACCACCAAUGGACCGAGCCAGUCCUCUCAGAGUACAUCGAGUGUGUCCACAGUGGUGCUGUCGCAAGAAGGAAGUAUGGAAACCGUCUCAACAGACCAUGGAGGACGAGCUAUACAGUAUAUGAAAAGAGGUCCCCAGCUGUCUACAGGAAAACAAGAGGCCUUUGAGAUCUUCAUAAGAGACCAUGAAGACCACCUAACCAUUGAAGACAACAAGAGUCUACUCAAACAGAGCACCAUAAGAUCAGCAGAGGCCAGAAAACUCUGGGAGCAACAGAAUGAAGCCAGAAACAGAAUCACUGAACUGAAGAAGCAGCUGGACGUGCGGAGGAGACAGAGAGCUGCUCAUGGUGUCACAGAGAAUCACGCAGAGUCUGAGGAAGAGUUUGACCCAGUGGAAGAAAACCUCUGUAAGCACAUUAAAGAAGAAAAAAAAGGUUACAAGAGCAUCGUUGGCCGUCUAAAAGCACUGAGGACCGAGAUUGAGCAUCUGCAGCUGUUGUUGGAGAGGACAAAGGUCAAGCUCCAGAAGGACUUCCAUAAGUGGUGGAGCCAAGAGGCUUCCAGUCUACAGGAGUCUGAGUCAGAGGCCGCAGCCAGAAGUCACACUGGUAUGCCGAAUGGGACCUUGCAGCCAUCUUCACUUCGAGUUCCAGGAUUUAGGGCUCCUGCUCUCAGCAGUACUGUGAGCGACUCGCUCGCAGGCCGAGACCUGAAUCCACACCCUUCCACCUCUUCGGUUCAAGAGCUCAGAAGUUGUACCCCUGAAUGCACACCUCCAGUACCAGCUGUGGCUUCCUGGCAGAACAAGCCUGCGAGCAGGAAGGUGGCGGACUUCACCCCUUCUUCUGAGUGGAAGGCCCUCACCUCCACCACAGCCUCAUCCUCCUCUAUUCCACUGACUGGAGACCAGCAAACUGAUGCUGACAUCUUGGCUUUUAUCAGGGCCAGGCAGAAUCUCCUCAGCAGGACAGGAAAGCAUCAGUGAGGUGAAGUUGAACCUCCACAUCUGCCAGGUGAAAGAAUGACCCAGUAUGUGUGUGUUAGGCUUCUCCCAAAAACAAAACACACACACACACACACAAACACAGCUGCUCUGAUAUGCAUACACUCAGUUAAUGACUUCCUACUGAAGAUGAUGUGGAAAUCACAGCCUGCACUGACUGAUAUGAACAAAUGUUUUCUCAAGAUAUCAGAAGAAGGAGCGGCCAUUCAGAAGCCGCUGGCUUCAGUUUGUGGAUGUAAUUCAUAAUUAUUUAAAUGAUGCAGACACAAAUGAAUUUUUCCAUCUGAUUUCAGUUUAUUCAAAAGUCCGUAAAAGUAUGCAAUAGAUCUACAGGAUAUUUUUUGUUAUUUAAUUUGUACAAAACA